CCGGCCCCUUCCGGUUACAUAAUCUCAACAAGAUGGCGGCGCCCAGGGCGUCCCUGCACCUGGUGGCCCCCAAAUGGAAUUUGGGUACCAGCGGUAUCCGUGGUCUGAGCAGUGCAGUGACCCCAGAGGGCAAUCAGAGGAAGGGAAGGAUGCUGCUCCAAUUCCUGACUGACCGCUUCUAUGAUGUGGAGGCCAUAAGGCAGUACCUGUUCCAAAAGCAGGUGUCAAAGGUGCACAAGGAAAAUCGAUCCUCCACCGGCAUCAAGAAACAAUACGGCCCAUACAUCGCAGGAGCCUAUUUUGUCCUGAAGCAGGGAGGAGCAGUCAAAUUCCAGGGCGAAGAGUGGAUUCGGUCCAAGCAUGGCUACUCCCCUCUCCAGUUGUUGAGUUUCCAGGCGGUACCUAUAGAGGCGGUGGAUGCCAGUGACUGUGCCAUCAACUACGAAGGCCUGGACAACCUCUUGGCCCUGAAGGAGCUGCAAUCCCUGUUGCUGCAGCGCUGUCCCCAUGUGGAUGACUGGUGUCUCAGCCGCCUCCACCAGCUGGCCAAUUCAUUGCAGGAGCUCUCGCUGGCUGGUUGCCCCCGAAUCUCUGAAAGGGGCCUCGCCUGCCUCCAUCACCUCCAGAACCUCCGCAGGCUGGACAUCUCAGACCUCCCUGCUGUGUCCAACCCAGGCCUCACUCAGAUCUUGGUGGAGGAGAUGCUGCCCAGGUGUGAGGUCCUGGGGGCUGAGUGGGCCCAGGGCCUGAAGUCGGGGCCGGAACAGCAGUCUCAGGACACAGCCAGCCCCAUCCCUGCCUAGUCACAGCCCGCUCCCCAUCCAGGUGGAUCUCAGCCGACAGUUCUACUUCUGGCUCCCAGUUGGGCUCACUCACUGGGAGGGUUGGGGUGGGACGAGGGAUGUGGCACUGGCAGGUCAGGGGGAAGGAGAGCAUGUGGUCCCCCCCUCAUGGACUGGCUACACUCUGGACUGAAGGCCACAGCUCCUGUCAUCCUGUCAGGCAGCCCUUCCCACACACUUGUAGUUCUAGUAACUUCCUGCCUGGCCAGGCCUGGGGCAGGUAGGACUCUCAAGUAGCCCAGAGAGCUGCAUUCUCUCUUGUGGCCUCCUCUUUGCCCACUACUGUGUCGAGACUUCUCAAAUUAACCUCAUUUAGGUGUGCUGUUUCCCUACUGAUAUAGGGGGUGCUCCUGGCAUUCCAAAGGGAUGGUUGUUCCGGGUGGGUCUAGUCAGCUCACCGCAGGGUACAGCCCCCUUGCCCACACUCACUAAAUGCCAGUAGCAUCCCAAGUCCUAUGGUGUUCCGGCUUACUGACUGACUUAGCUGCAGAUUCAACUUUUUAUCUGCACUGUGACAACUGAUCUGGGCCUUUGAAAUAUUUUUCCUUUGCUAACUGGCAUAAGCCUUGUCAGUAGGAGGCGCUCGAGAGACUGCAGGAAGCAAGGCUUUUGUUUCCUGGUUCCUGUUCAGGUGUGCAGGCUCCUGCCUCGCUAGCUCUCUGGUGGCUUCUCCAUUGGGGCGGGGGGGGGGGGGGGGGGGGGGGGGGGGACACACGCAUGUGUGUCAGCAGCCUCCCCUGAAACCCCACCCUGCCCCACCUGGCAGUUUCCUAGAGGCAUACUUUCACUGGGCUACCUCCUGUGAAUGACUCCACCACACCCCAGAGGUGAUUUCCAGUAAAUUCCAAGGCACCUUACCAGUGAAUCCUGCGUCACUUCAAUUCGCUGUUGAAGUCAAUAAUUAUAUUAAACGUUCCCUGUUCAGAUUACUGGGGUUUUUUUCCCUCUCCUGAUUGGCUCCAAACUGGUACAGCACUGGUAUGCAGAGUGUUCCAGGAGACAGGCUCACGGAGAUGGGACUACAGUCCGUGGCACGCAGUCCCAGUCAGGCCGUCGCAGGUUUAUUGUGAGGAGGUGCAGCCGAAGCACGAGCCCCAGGAGCCCCUCUGGCUGCAACGCCUGACUGCGGUGGCAGUGAUGACUAUUCUAAAGAUAGGCCUUGGACAGAUUCUCUGCAGUGCCCUUGAGUGCCUACAGAUAGACAAGGACGAGCUCGGGUCUGCCACCUCAGCUCAAACCACUAUCUGCGGACUGGAGCACUUCUGUGACAGCCCCCUAGUCAGUUCUCGUAGCCACAGGGCUGAUAGAACUGAAAAUACGACACAGCAUUUAAGUCUGCAGGUUGAUGAUGGUUGAAUUCCAGUCUCUUCAUGUGAAAGUGAGGGUGCUGACUGGUCAACAGUGAGAUCUUGAAAUUUCGGAUGCGGUUGUCUCGCUGGACCAGAAGAAACACGAUCUUGAAACCCCACCUCACUCUGAGCCUCCUCCGCAGCAUCUGAGGAGGACACCAGUCUUCCUGUGCUUGAAACCCCCGGAUGUAAUGGGGAAGAAGCCCUGAGAGUGUCCCUUCUCAAGAGUCAUCACAAGCACCCUGCCGUCACUACACCCAUAAA
Molecule: messenger RNA, 2455 nt
Organism: Myotis myotis
Lineage: Eukaryota; Metazoa; Chordata; Mammalia; Chiroptera; Vespertilionidae
Gene: DMAC2
Product: distal membrane arm assembly complex 2
Exons: 6
Coding region: 33-803 (256 amino acids)
Source: RefSeq, a predicted model, not a curated record